This is a messenger RNA of Somion occarium, 1637 nucleotides long. NCBI's taxonomy places the organism in Eukaryota, Fungi, Basidiomycota, Agaricomycetes, Polyporales, Cerrenaceae. The record is from the annotation of a GenBank genome assembly.
CAUUUCAUGCACAUGGGUUGUACACAUCCUUCUCCAGACAGGGCCAUGGAUUCGGUGAGGAAAUGGCGCUCUUAACAUUGAAGUUUCAUGCUCUAGACGGAUCAAAUACCCUCCAGAACUAGUGGAAGAGCUUCUCGAUUGGUUACAUGGCGAUCGGGAUACUCUUCUCUGUUGUUCGUUCGUUUCACAUCUCUGGUAUUCGAUGACUCGUCGUCGACUCUUCCAUACUAUCAAGCUUCGCCUUGAUCAGGACGACGAACGUUUGACUGAUUUCAUACUUUUCCUCGGCAUGCAUGAAACGAUACCAACGCAUAUCCGUACUCUCCAUCUCGACUCCUCAUGUAGCUCAACACACAGACGAAUACGACCCAUGAUUUCUUUGGAUAUUUUGGCCCGGCUUCUGCUCCACUUGCCGCAAUUGUCGGAAUUGGAGAUGACUCGGGUCAUGCUACAGCCCAGCCAGUCCUACGAUACUCUCCCAGUUGGAGCUUUCCAGCUAGACAAAUUAACAUUGUGUCUGCUCAAUGACAUACCAGCGUUUUCGGACCAUCCGGAUGCUAUUGGCUGGCUACAGUUCUUGUCCCUCUUUUCCAAGAUCAGACGCCUGAAUUCUUACAUGAACCGUCUAUUACCCACGAUGGGUGACACUCACAGGAAGUUCCUUCUUCAAUACGACCAACGUAUGGACUCCUUCCUUCACGUGCAGUCACUCACAAUACAAGGCCUUGUCCCUGCGUUUGUGGAUCGGGUCAUCAGUAACGCUCUCGCCACUGAUGCUGGUAUCCGACAUUUGCAUGUACAAACAUCGUGCGAUUUCUUGUCGCACCUUGAAUGUAUUGGACCGAUACUUUCAAAGUGUGGCCAACAUAUCCAAAGCCUGCGGAUAGAUGUCCGCGACAGUAUAAGUCCACCCAAGGGCGAACUCCAUAUGAGUGCAGUCAUGGCUCAAUGGGACUAUCUCCAGCUCCCGAAGUGUAUCGAUCUCAAGAUCCUGAACAUUGUCCUCUGUAUUUCGGAUGGCGAUUGUGUCACAGACAUGAGUCUUGAAGCAUGCAUGCAUAUCAUAACUCGCACUCCUCCCUCUCUUCGACGCCUCCGUAUCACCUUGAACGCUCUUCCUGUGGACCCCAUAUAUCCGCAAGAAAAGGUUUGCCCUAUUGUGCUAGGAUCCACUCGCCAUCCGGCCUUUUGGGGUUGUAUGGAACGUAUUCAAGCUACACUUCCUUCACUGGAAUCUGUAACAUUUGACAUGAUGCGGGACUCUUUUCGUCGCGAGGCAUUGCCAGAGGACGCCCGCAAGUCGAUCACAGAUAACCUGCCUUCUUUGCAUCAACGUAAUAUCUUGCAAACUUAAUUUCUAGCUGACACUCUAACAGAACCUUCGUCCCCGGAGAUGAUCUUCGUAUUGAACACCGACCUUUAGAACUUAAUCUAUUCAAGUCAUCCGCUUGCUUUUUACAGAACUCACCUCUCAAUACGUAUUAUCAGACUUCUUACUCCAGGAUCGGCUUUCAGUAACUAAUCUCCUAUCAUAUAUUGGCCCGUUAGACGUACUAUAUAGAAGCUAUAAUUGUACUCUAGGCUUCGUGUAGGCCUUUCAAUUGCACUAAUCACAACGAUAAUUCUUACUGGAUCAC